AUUUAUCAGAAUAUUCUUAUUAUAUGAAAGAGCGCAUUAAAUACUUGAACGACAAGAAAGUCAAUGUCAAAGGCAAAUAUGUAGCCUAUUGGAUCUAAGCCAGUUAGAGAACCAAGUACAAUCAUGCUCUUGAAUUGGCCAUUUAAAAGGCUAAUCAAGAAUAAAUACCCUUAUUCUGUUUCUUUGGACUAACUAAAUAUCCUGCUGCCAAUCAAAGACCUUAUCACUUUAUGUUAGAGGGUAUUCAAUUAGUCUUAAAAAAAUAAAGGAUUGUAAUAAUUAAAAACUAGCCUUGCAGAUAGAAAAAUACUAUUUGGAGUUGCCAAACAAUCUCCAGAUGAAUUGGCUAUCUCCAUUGCUCAAAAUGCUAAAUUACUCAUAGUUGAUUGUGGCUACCUUCGAAUCUAAAAACAAUGGAGAAAAAAGGUAGCAGACACUAUUGAUUGUUAAUUUAUACAAGUAGAAACUGAUGUUUUGGUGCCAGUAGAAUAAGCAAGUUAAAAAGAGGAAUGGGCAGCGAAGACAAUUAGACCCAAAAUCUAAUCUCUUACUAAAUAUUUUGCUAAAGAAUUGAAUGAGGAAACAUUAGUCAAAUAAAUGGAUAAAUUACCAUUCCAAGAGUAUGACAUCUCCAACAUCUCAAAAGUCAUAGACGAUUUAGGAGUUGAUAAAAGUGUUUCGAUUGUUUAACAAUUUAAAGGAGGAGAAAUAGAAGCACAAAAGAGAUUGGAAGAGUUUUUGAAUAAGAAAUUAAAAAAUUAUGCUAAAAACAGAAAUGAUCCAUCACUCAAUGCAACAUCUAAUCUAUCACCCUAUCUACAUUUUGGAAUGAUCUCUCCAUUACAUAUAUACUUAGAGGCUAUGAAAUUUCCACCAUCCGAAAGUCGAGAGUCAUUUUUAGAAGAAUUAAUUGUAAGAAGAGAAUUAUCAAUGAACUUCUGCUAUUACAACGAUUUGUAUGAUAAAUAUGAAGGAUUGCCUGAUUGGGCUAAAAAUACACUUUAAGAACACGCUAAAGAUAAGAGGGAUUAUAUUUACACAUUGGAUCAGUUAGAAAAGGCAAAAACGCAUGAUGUAUAUUGGAACUCCGCAUAACUUGAAGCUAUUCAUAAAGGUAAGAUUAGUGGGUAUAUGAGAAUGUAUUGGGGUAAGAAGGUAAUAGAAUGGACAGAAUCUCCAUAGUAAGCAUUUGAAUUUUUGGUUUAUUUGAAUGAUAAAUACCAUUUAGAUGGAAGGGAUGCAAAUGGGUAUACAGGAGUAGCUUGGUGUUUUGGAAAACAUGAUAGACCAUGGACAGGUAGAAAGAUAUUUGGGAAUAUUCGAUNUAUUAUAUGAAAGAGCGCAUUAAAUACUUGAACGACAAGAAAGUCAAUGUCAAAGGCAAAUAUGUAGCCUAUUGGAUCUAAGCCAGUUAGAGAACCAAGUACAAUCAUGCUCUUGAAUUGGCCAUUUAAAAGGCUAAUCAAGAAUAAAUACCCUUAUUCUGUUUCUUUGGACUAACUAAAUAUCCUGCUGCCAAUCAAAGACCUUAUCACUUUAUGUUAGAGGGUAUUCAAUUAGUCUUAAAAAAAUAAAGGAUUGUAAUAAUUAAAAACUAGCCUUGCAGAUAGAAAAAUACUAUUUGGAGUUGCCAAACAAUCUCCAGAUGAAUUGGCUAUCUCCAUUGCUCAAAAUGCUAAAUUACUCAUAGUUGAUUGUGGCUACCUUCGAAUCUAAAAACAAUGGAGAAAAAAGGUAGCAGACACUAUUGAUUGUUAAUUUAUACAAGUAGAAACUGAUGUUUUGGUGCCAGUAGAAUAAGCAAGUUAAAAAGAGGAAUGGGCAGCGAAGACAAUUAGACCCAAAAUCUAAUCUCUUACUAAAUAUUUUGCUAAAGAAUUGAAUGAGGAAACAUUAGUCAAAUAAAUGGAUAAAUUACCAUUCCAAGAGUAUGACAUCUCCAACAUCUCAAAAGUCAUAGACGAUUUAGGAGUUGAUAAAAGUGUUUCGAUUGUUUAACAAUUUAAAGGAGGAGAAAUAGAAGCACAAAAGAGAUUGGAAGAGUUUUUGAAUAAGAAAUUAAAAAAUUAUGCUAAAAACAGAAAUGAUCCAUCACUCAAUGCAACAUCUAAUCUAUCACCCUAUCUACAUUUUGGAAUGAUCUCUCCAUUACAUAUAUACUUAGAGGCUAUGAAAUUUCCACCAUCCGAAAGUCGAGAGUCAUUUUUAGAAGAAUUAAUUGUAAGAAGAGAAUUAUCAAUGAACUUCUGCUAUUACAACGAUUUGUAUGAUAAAUAUGAAGGAUUGCCUGAUUGGGCUAAAAAUACACUUUAAGAACACGCUAAAGAUAAGAGGGAUUAUAUUUACACAUUGGAUCAGUUAGAAAAGGCAAAAACGCAUGAUGUAUAUUGGAACUCCGCAUAACUUGAAGCUAUUCAUAAAGGUAAGAUUAGUGGGUAUAUGAGAAUGUAUUGGGGUAAGAAGGUAAUAGAAUGGACAGAAUCUCCAUAGUAAGCAUUUGAAUUUUUGGUUUAUUUGAAUGAUAAAUACCAUUUAGAUGGAAGGGAUGCAAAUGGGUAUACAGGAGUAGCUUGGUGUUUUGGAAAACAUGAUAGACCAUGGACAGGUAGAAAGAUAUUUGGGAAUAUUCGAUAUAUGAUUGAUAGUGGUCUAAAACGAAAAUUUGAUACAGGAUAAUAUGUAAUGAAUGUGAAUUAGUUAAAAAAGCAAUCCUUAAAAUGAAUGAUUUAUAAUAUUAUUAUUAUUCAAAU
This is a messenger RNA of Paramecium octaurelia, 2750 nucleotides long. NCBI's taxonomy places the organism in Eukaryota, Ciliophora, Oligohymenophorea, Peniculida, Parameciidae. The record is from the annotation of a GenBank genome assembly.